UUAUCCCGUAAGACCAGUAAGUCUUCUCCAUCCCAGGUGCGGCUGCUGGCAUCCCAGGUAGAUGGGACACGUCUGUGGGAAACUCACCUUAGGCCCAUCCUCAGCCAGGCCGUACGCCAGGUGAGUGGAUUAGGUAGACUAGGUGACAAUAAUGAUGAUGCAUUUAAAUGGUGCCUUUCUCACACCACUUUCAGGUAGGAAAGAGUAUAUCAUUUCCUUUUAAAGAUCAAUCGAAAUACCUCUAGUUCACACCCUUCUCUCUCAUGUCUUUCUCUCAACACAUCUCCUCCACCUUAUCCUCCCUUUCCUCGGGGUCAGGCCACCUUCUCCAACAUCAUCGCGACCCUUGACCCCGGGACCCCUCGCAGGCUGCUGCUGACCUACCACUACGACUCCAAAGUCCUGCCCCUGGACACCCGCGUCCCAGAGAGGGUGUUCCUGGGGGCCAGCGACUCAGCAGUGCCAUGUGCCAUGAUCCUGGAGCUGGCUUCUGCUUUGGACACCCAGCUCAAAGCUCUCAAUCAGCGGGUACCGUGUCCUGUUUUGUCCGUCAAUUUAUUUCCAGGGACUGCAUUUUAUAUAUAUUUAUCAGUUUAGUCGGUAUAGGAGAUUUUGUUGAGAUAAACAGUCAAAUAUUCAAAGCAGACCCGUCCCAAGUUGGCAGCAAACAAAAUGCAGUAGCACAAUGAGCCUAACAUUGGGUUACCAGGCAUUGUGGUCAUAACCUUACAUCAGUGUCUGAUUUCCCUGGGGACAUUUACUUAGAAUAAACUGAUUUUGACAUGGGCAGGGUUAUUAUCAUGUUACACAGAAUAAAGACUGCAAGGGAAAGAACAAAGAGAGCUGCUGGGAUGCUGGGUUUCUCUCACUACUCUCUAUCCCCUCUCUCCUCUCUCUGCAGUGUAGAGUAUAAAGGGCUGACUGUAGCCUUGCAGAGAGAAGCGCUGUUUUUAGCAGCAGACUCCUCUGUUUAGCAGUGUCCCCCAGAGACUGAUCUUGGCAGUCAGAAAUACACUCACACAGCCAAACUGCGACAUCCCUGCAGCCUCACACGAAAAGGAAAAUCAACUGCAAGAGUGACGUUGUUGCUGGGAAAUGAGAAUUGAGAUGUGAUGAAAUGACAUUGCCUUGGCCUUUACUUGGCUACCAGUUGGCACAGAGCAGAACAUUCUCACCACUCUCUCUUUCUCCAUCUUCUGCUAUUGAACACUACCUCCUCCCCCCUCCCUCUCUCUGUAAGCAUCUACUGUAACCCUCCAGCGAGUGUUUUUUGAUGGAGAGGAGUCAUUUGAGGAGUGGACAGCCACAGACUCUCUGCGGAUCAAUGCACCUGGCAGAGCGCAUGACACACACACCAACCUGCUGCAGGCUGUGGUGAGACACCUUUGUGUGUGUGUUUAUUAAAAUAUGGCAUAUCCACUCACUCUCAGCUCUCCCUCCAUUUUAGGACCUAUUUGUUCUACUGGACCUGCUUGGUGGUCCAGACCCUUUGAUUGUAAAUCACUUUGACAACACUGCCCGCUGGUUUGACUGUCUGCAGGUAACACAGGGAGGGUCACUUCCCUUAUUGUCGUUGUCUUUCUACACUCUGCUUUAACUCUCCUCCAUCCAUCUCUCUCUCUCUCUCUGAGAAGAGGCUGCACAGGCAGGGUCUGUUGACCUCUCACCCCUCUGAGCAGACCUACUUCAGGAAGGACGUGUACCUGGGCCCUGUGCAGGAAGACCACAUCCCCUUCCUACGUAAAGGUGAGUGAGAGGGUGUGCUCAUAUACAAACUGACAUACUAUCACGACACUACUUCGCCUCGGCUGAUGGAAUGUUGUCUUAUGAAAUAAUUUCAAUCCUGCAUUUCUUCUGUUUCUUUCACACCAACUCAGGUGUUCCUGUGUUUCAUGACAUUGCCACCCCAUUCCCCCUGUUCUGGCACAUGCUGGAUGGCACUGAGGAGAACCUCACCAAGGUUCUGGCUGUGUUCCUGGCUGAGUACCUGGGCUUCUAA
This is a messenger RNA of Coregonus sp. 'balchen', 1999 nucleotides long. The record is from the annotation of a GenBank genome assembly. Lineage: Eukaryota; Metazoa; Chordata; Actinopteri; Salmoniformes; Salmonidae.